This is a messenger RNA of Phalaenopsis equestris, 1882 nucleotides long. Its product is annotated as probable mitochondrial adenine nucleotide transporter BTL3. The transcript is spliced from 4 exons. Gene Ontology annotation, biological process: transmembrane transport. The record is from RefSeq and is a predicted model, not a curated record. The coding region runs from base 346 to 1614 and encodes 422 amino acids. NCBI's taxonomy places the organism in Eukaryota, Viridiplantae, Streptophyta, Magnoliopsida, Asparagales, Orchidaceae.
CCAUAUGCUAUACUACCUAACCAUCUGAGAUUUUCCUUAAUUGCUGUCAUCGGAAUCCUCCGUCGUCACCCCGAAGACAAAGUCCAAAUUGCCGGCGAAGAAUCGGCUCACGAAACCAAAGAGGGAGCAAAUCUGAAAUGCUCCAACAUGUAAGCCCUAGUUGCAUGGAGCUGAAGCAUAAUCCUCGCCACCAUCAUUGUCUUCGCCAACAUGCUUCAAUCCCCCAUCAAAAAGAAAUUUUUUAUUCCAUUCCUUCUUCUUUCUGAAGAUUCUCCAAUGCCGGUCCCCCAAAACCCUAACUUUAGAAAUACGCUCCUCUCCCUCUUGUAGCCCUCAGGCGAAGCGAUGCGCGGAAUCGAGCUAUGGUUCCGCGAUUCCUUACCCGUUCGAUUCCAGGUUGUUGGAGAGGAUCUGCUUCGAGAGUCGUGCGAGUUCGCCGCCGGCGGGUUGUUCCUCGACCCUCUCGUUCCGGGGACCUUUGUAACAUCCGUUUCGACACCCAAAAGGGCUUCUUUUUGUGGGGUGUCGCUGGUUAGAAUGCGUGGGUUCUUGUCUGCGAGUUUGUCGGUGAAGGGGGAUGAGCGAUUUGUUCGGGAGUCUGUGGGGUUUCUGGAGAAGAAUGGGGAGAAGAGCUCUGAGGAGGAGAUGAAGGACGAGGAGGAGGCUAUUUUGGUGGUGGAGGACAGGAAGGUUAGAGUUCGUGGUGCUGGAGCUGGUGCUAUUAAUACUAGUAAGCAUCUGUGGGCUGGAGCUGUUGCUGCCAUGGUGUCCAGGACCUUUGUGGCUCCACUCGAGAGGUUGAAAUUGGAGUACAUGGUCCGAGGUGAACAGAGCAAUCUGCCUGAGCUCAUCAAGAAAAUCGCCACCACACAAGGUUUAAAGGGCUUUUGGAGAGGAAAUUUUGUCAAUAUUCUUCGCACUGCACCGUUUAAAGCAAUAAACUUCUGUGCAUAUGAUACAUACAGAAAACAACUACUUAAUCUUUCCGGAAACUAUGAGACCACAAACUUUGAGAGGUUUAUAGCUGGAGCUGCGGCUGGAAUCACCGCCACAAUAAUGUGCAUUCCAAUGGACACGAUCCGAACAAAGAUGGUUGCACCAGGAGGUGAGGCAUUAGGUGGAGUUAUCGGCACGUUUCAACACAUGGUCCGCAUGGAGGGAUUCUUCUCCUUAUACAAGGGUUUGGUGCCUUCCAUUAUCAGCAUGGCACCAUCCGGCGCUGUCUUUUACGGAGUGUACGACAUAUUGAAGUCGGCUUAUCUACAUUCGCCUGAAGGAAGGAAGAGAAUCGCGUUGAUGAAUCAACAAGGAGAUCAAUUGAAUGCGUUGGAUCAGCUCGAAUUGGGCCCAACGAGAACUUUACUGUAUGGGGCUAUUUCUGGCUGUUGUGCUGAGGCUGCUACAUAUCCUUUUGAAGUUGUAAGGAGGCAGCUACAGUUACAGGUCCAAGCAACUAGAUUAAGUGCUUUGGCAACUUGUGUAAAGAUAGUUGAGCAAGGUGGUGUUCCAGCACUUUAUGCUGGCUUGAUUCCAAGCAUGUUACAGGUUUUACCCUCUGCUGCCAUCAGUUACUUUGUUUAUGAAUUUAUGAAGAUUAUCCUCAAAGUUGAGUGAUUAAAUCCAUUUAUGGCAACUGCUCCAUUAGAUGUGAGUGAAAGAUUGAUUACAUGGCUCGUUCGUUUUUUUGUCUUUUUUGCCUUUCUUAAUUGGGGAAAAUUUACCGUGUCCCGCUUACCUUUACAUCUAGUAGAAUCAUGUAUGAGAUCCACCCGAAGUCCUGCAGUUGCAAGAUUCUGUUAUGAACCUGUUUCAUAUAUUGAAAUUUUUUCAUACCCAAUCUGGAGAUUGUAUGGGAAUUGAACUCCUAAACUAAUGAUUUUUU